This is a messenger RNA of Topomyia yanbarensis, 2010 nucleotides long. RefSeq lists its product as uncharacterized. Gene Ontology annotation, biological process: DNA integration. The transcript has a single exon. Gene Ontology annotation, molecular function: nucleic acid binding. Lineage: Eukaryota; Metazoa; Arthropoda; Insecta; Diptera; Culicidae. Bases 1 to 2010 code for a protein of 669 amino acids. The record is from RefSeq and is a predicted model, not a curated record.
AUGAAGUAUCCAAAUGAGGCCAUACAACGUGAAUACUAUCCACUUCCUAUGAUCGAUACGUUAUUGAAUAAAAUUAGAGGAUCGACCGUCUUCUCAAAACUGGAUAUAACGUCAGCAUAUCAUCACAUUGAACUUCACCCAGAAUCUCGUGGAAUCACCACUUUCAUGUCAAGUAGAGGUCUAAUGAGAUUCAAACGUUUAAUUUUUGGAAUCAACUGUGCUCCGGAGAUAUUUCAGCGGGUGAUGUCUGAAAUGUUAGCUGGAAUCGAAAGCGUCAUAGUCUAUAUCGACGAUAUAGUAAUAUCUGGAAGAACUAUGGAAGAGCACCAUGUUCGACUAAAGGAAGUUUUGGCUGUUCUUAAAAAGAAUAACGCUAUGCUUAAUAAGACUAAAUGUCUGAUAGGAGUAUCGGAACUUGAAAUCUUAGGAUUUAAUGUAAGUGUAGCAGGCAUAAGCCCGUCAAAUGAGAAAAUUUCUGAAAUUCAAAAUUUCCGAAAACCAGAAAAUAAAGAAGAAGUUAGGAGCUUCCUAGGUCUCAUAAACUUCGUUGGCCAAUUUAUCUCGGAUUUGUCAACGAGAACAGAAGCACUGCGUGAAUUCGUUGGUGGAGACGUUCAGAUCUUUGGCAAAGAACAGCAAAAGGCGUUCGAUGAUCUGCGAAACGAGUUGACAAAAACGGUGCGGAGGCUGGGGUUUUUUGAUCCAAAAGACGAAACAGAAUUGUACGUAGACGCUUCCUCAGUAGGUCUCGGAGCAGUUUUUAUGCAAAGAAACACUGACAAAACGCCAAGAAUCAUAUGCUUUGCAUCAAAAGGACUAACAAAUACUGAAAGAGUGUAUCCACAAACACAACGUGAAGCGCUGGCUGUUGUUUGGGCCGUAGAGAAAUUCUACCCAUAUUUAUUCGGUGUUCGAUUCACAAUUUUCUCGGACCACAAAACAUUAGAAUACAUCUUUGAAGGUAAACACCAACACGGAAAGCGCGCUUGUUCUAGGGCUGAAGGAUGGGCGUUACGUCUCCAGUCUUAUGAUUUUCAUGUAAAGCAUAUCCCAGGACCAACGAACAUUGCAGACAUUGUUUCAAGGCUAUGUCCACAAUCGGACACACCUUUCGACGAAGCCACUGAACACUAUCUGUGCCCACUAAGAGAGGAUCUAUCAGCCAUAACAUUGCAGGAAAUAAAACACGAGACGGCUCGAGAUCAGGUUUUAUGUGCCGUCAUCGAAGCGAUUCAUAGUCAGAACUGGCCAUCGGAUCUUUUCCGCUAUCAGGCUUUUUCAAAGGAAUUGGUAAUAACCGACGGAAUUGUGGUGAGAGAUGAUAGAAUUAUCCUUCCAUUGAAGCUACGCCCAAGAGCAUUAGAAAUAACCCAUCGAGGGCACCCAGGUAUAGUCACAAUGCGACGCGCACUCAGAGAAAAUGUUCGGUGGCCUUGCAUGGACCGAGAUGUCAGUGAUUAUAUACAAGAGUGUGCUGGAUGCGCAGCUGUCCGCUCACAAUGCCCCCCAGAACCGAUGAUGCGGAAAGAAAUGCCAGAUCGCGCUUGGCAAGAGAUAGCUAUCGAUUUCUUCUCCGCGAAGGAAUGCGCAACAUUUCUCGUGGCAGUUGAUUACUACAGUCGGUUCCUCAAGGUUACUGAGAUGAAGGGUACUAAUGCUGCAAAGACAAUCGAAGCUCUUGAAGCUAUAUUUCUAGAACAAACAUACCCAGAAACCAUCCGUAGUGAUAAUGGGCCACCUUUUUCCAGUGAGGAGUUUUCGAAUUACUGUGUUAGUAAAAAUAUUCGGCUAGUUCGGACGAUCCCGUACUGGCCACAAAUGAAUGGGCUAGUGGAACGGCAAAACCAAGGCAUUUUGCGAGCACUGCGCAUUGCUAGAGCCGUCAAGGCAGAUUGGCGCAAAGCGGUUCAGGAUUAUGUAUAUGCGUAUAACACAACCCCUCAUUCGGUAACAGGUAAAGCACCAAUGGAAUUGCUUACUGGUAGACCGAUCAAAGAUCUCCGUCCCUAA